Messenger RNA from Ipomoea nil (Japanese morning glory), 1315 nucleotides. RefSeq names its product cinnamoyl-CoA reductase 1-like. The record is from RefSeq and is a predicted model, not a curated record. The coding region runs from base 124 to 1101 and encodes 325 amino acids. NCBI's taxonomy places the organism in Eukaryota, Viridiplantae, Streptophyta, Magnoliopsida, Solanales, Convolvulaceae. The transcript has 6 exons. Gene Ontology annotation, molecular function: oxidoreductase activity, acting on the CH-OH group of donors, NAD or NADP as acceptor.
GCAGCACGCACACCUGCAGGAUCAGAAGUGGAGCCUUGAAUUGCAUCCAGUAAUAAAUUUCUUAUCACUGCAUAUAGUUAAGCUGAAAGACCGGCCGGCGGCCAUCGGAAUUUGGAAGUGAAAAUGAGCGGAGAGGGGAAAGCCGUAUGCGUGACUGGUGGCUCCGGCUUCAUAGCUUCUUGGCUCGUCAAGCUGUUGCUCCACCGCGGUUACACCGUCCACGCCACCGUUCUCAACCUCAGAGAUCCAAAUCAGGUGUCACAUCUUCUUGCAUUUGAUGGGUCAAAUGAGAGGCUGCAUUUGUUUGAAGCUGACUUACUUGAAGAAAAAUCUUUUGAUCCUGCAAUGAAGGGUUGUGUUGGUGUUUUUCACACAGCAUCACCUGUUACAUUUUCACCAUUGGCUACUAAGGCAGAACUAGUGGAUCCUGCAGUAAAGGGGACACUAAAUGUUCUUGGUUCAUGUGUGAGAACACCUUCUAUAAAAAGGGUAGUGGUAACAUCCUCAACAGCUUCAAUUUUGAUCAAAGAAAAUCCAGUACGUCCAGAUGAUGUGGUUGAUGAGACUUGGUUUUCAGAUAAAGAAUUUGUAGAGGAAAACAAGCAAUGGUAUAUCUUGUCCAAAAUCCUUGCUGAGGAAGUUGCAUGGAAAUAUGCAAACGAGAAAGGGAUUGACAUGGUCACAUUGCACCCUUGUUGGGUAAUUGGCCCUAUGUUACAACCGAGUCUUAGUUUAAUUAAUCAGUUGAUUCUCGACCUUAUAAAAGAAGGAGUGGAAUUUUCACCAGCCGGAAACUAUAGAUUUAUUGAUGUUAGAGAUGUUGCAAAUGCUCAUAUACAUGCAUUUGAGCUACCUUCCGCAAGUGGAAGAUAUUGUUUGGUUGGAGUAACAGUACACUCUUCCAAGGCUUUGAAGAUUAUAGGCAAGCUUUACCCUUCUCUUGCCCUUCCUGACAAAUAUAAAGAAGAUUUGCUUAUAUCACCAAGCUACCAAGUAUCACAAGAAAAGGCAAAGCAGUUGGGCAUCACCUUGACCUCUUUGGAAGUGAGUCUUAGGGACACUGUUGAAAGUUUGAAAGAGAAAAACUUCCUCCACUUCUAAGAGCAUUGGCCCAAUGGAAAUAUUAAAUCUUCAACUCAGCCUUCCCCAUCCACUCAGCUUCUCUCUCCUUUAAUUUAUAGCAAACAAAUCUGGACAAUUUAAGGUGUUUGCACUGUAGCCUCCUUUCUGCUAGCUUAGGUUUUUUUUUUUUUUUUUUAAAUAAUAAUUAAUAAUAUAUAUGUUGUCUAAUGGGAAAGAGGAGUAAGUGGCAGAC